Molecule: messenger RNA, 1975 nt
Organism: Drosophila ananassae
Lineage: Eukaryota; Metazoa; Arthropoda; Insecta; Diptera; Drosophilidae
Gene: spz5
Product: protein spaetzle 5
Exons: 6
Coding region: 427-1599 (390 amino acids)
Biological process (GO): innate immune response; regulation of Toll signaling pathway; central nervous system formation
Cellular component (GO): extracellular region
Molecular function (GO): Toll binding; growth factor activity
Source: RefSeq, a predicted model, not a curated record
AGCUGAUGUUGGCCUGGCUUAGAGCGCUCAGUUGGGUACGAGCUGCUCUGCCGUGAGCAUUGGCCAAACGCGCGAUACGGAAAACAAAAACCAAAAAGCCUAAUAUCAAAAUUCAAAUUCGAAAAUUUGACUCGAAAUCUCCGCCGCUGUCUUUCGGUACGUGUUGAGUUUUUUAAUUUGUAGAAUUUUCAAGUGAAUUUGUGAUACAAACAAAAAGAGAAAAUAAUUCAAAAAAUCAAAUUGAAGAAAUUUAAAAAGUGAAGUGAAAAAGGUUUAUGAAUUAAAAACAAAAAAGUUCGACAAACAAAAAAUACUUUAAAUCACUACAAGCUAGACUUCACCCAAUUUCCGACUACCCGCUGAGGACAGCUGCUGAAUCGCAAUCGAGUCGAAUGCAAAUGCAAAUCGACGCCGAAUGAAUUGACAAUGACAAAGAGUAUUAAAUGUCCGCCCGCUUCUAGUUGUAACCGCGUUCUCCUGUCCUAUGUGAUAUUAGCUUAUACUGUAGCAGCCCACAGCUCGCCCCCGCCAUGCGGAUUGUACGGCGCGCCGCCUUGCCAAUUCCUUCCGGCCCCCCCGGGACAGACGCCUACCUGUGCCCGGCCCGGGAAGACGUACUGCGAGCAUGUCGAUAAUUAUCCCACGUAUCUCAUCAAAAGCCUGGUCCGCAAGUGGGGCUAUGAGGCCGCCACACUUCUGGUGGACGAGACGUGGGAGGACUUUGCAGCAGUGGCGUGGCACGACACCCCGGUCUUCUACGAUCCCAAGUCCAUCUUUCCGACACGCGAUCCCAACGGCCAGGACUUCAAUGGCUACAACUACCAGACUCCCUUCGGCGGUACGCCCCAAAGAGCGGCAGGCGGUGGUGGCGGGAACUCCUACUUUGCCAGCAGCCCAUCCACCGAGGCGCCAACGUAUCUGCUGUACACAUCCUCUGGAGGCGGAGGACAUCGUUCUGGACCGCGAUAUCAAGGUGGCGCCUCCACUUCCGGGGGGCAGUUGUUCUUCAACCAGGGCGGCAAGUCCACUCCGUACAAUGCCACGCUCUGGCUGAAGCGUUUGGUGAGGGAUCUCAGUCGCAAGGUGGACAAGCCCCAAGAGCAACCGGUGGAGAAGGACGUGGGGACGAAGGAGGACAAGCAGGAGGAGAAGCUUGAGGAGGAGAAGGAAGAGGAGGAGCACCCGCUUAGCAAGCGCGAUGUCUCGCUCAACAUGGAUCUCUUGGACAUUGUGGGCGUCGACACGCCCAAUGCCCAGCCGCUGAGGAAGCGUUCGCGCACCAAGCGCCAAAGUCCUGGACGCUCGACGCUCUGCCAGACCACCUCGCAGUUCAUCACUCCCCAGGCGGCUCUCAACAGUCGGGGCAACUGGAUGUUUGUGGUCAACGAGCAGAACACUGCCCGACAGAUGGUGAAGGCAGAGCUGUGCGCCUCGAACACCUGCUCCAACCUGUGCGAACUGCCCAACGGCUACAACUCGAGAUGCGAGCAGAAGUUUGUGCAAAAACGCUUAAUUGCGCUCCAGGGCAACGGGCAGAAUCUGUACACGGACACGUUCUGGUUUCCCAGUUGCUGCGUCUGCACGAUAGCCGCCAAUUAAAUGUGUCAGGAUCCGCACAAGGACGAGCUGGUGACCGAGGAGGAUGGCGAUGCGAUUUUUGCAAAAUCAUAUCUGAUAACUGAAUGAUACAAAAGCGCAACACAAGCCACACACCCAAAAACACACACUCAAAACAAAAACAAUCUCUCUCAUAUAUAGUUACACACAAAACACACACAAUGUAGUUCUUAAAAAUGUAAUUUAAAAUCGAAAACAUCGAGUGCGGCCCCCCUAAAAUUGGAUUCUAUGCCCGCAAAUCCUUUUUCUGUUCUGUAUAGUAGAAUUAGUCUUACCCUGUGAAGCUAAUGGACAUCAAAUAAACACCUAUUCGAGCUCAUGUUUUCUUCGAGUUAAAAUAAAAUGUGAGUGGCUUUUA